Nezara viridula (southern green stink bug) is the source of this 709-nucleotide messenger RNA. NCBI's taxonomy places the organism in Eukaryota, Metazoa, Arthropoda, Insecta, Hemiptera, Pentatomidae. The record is from the annotation of a GenBank genome assembly.
UGACAUAAUUCAAGAAGCUGUCACUGAAAAUAUAUUAAUUUGAUCAAAGGUAAGCGAGAAAUUGAUUAUAUUAAUGCUGUUUGGCUCACGCACGAUGCUGACCACCUCAGAAAAAGCUAUCGAAGAAAAAAUAUUUAUUUUGUUUAUUGUUACCAAAUGCUUUAAGGAAAGAUCUCGUUAUGCCUUCGGUUCGACGCAGUUAAUCAUUCUCCAUCUGGUACAAUUUAAAUAUAUACUUCUGACUCAAAUUGUUAAUCUAUAUUUAACUUUUUUUUUUUAAAUUGACAGUUUGGUUUCAUAAUUCAUGUAGAAAACAAUAAACAUCAUUGUAUUUUCUCAACAGUUCAGGUGGAGCUAAAAGACAAAUUAAAAUUUUCGAUAUAUUAAUCAGCAUAAAACCUGUUGGAAGAUUAGAAAGCGUGGAACUCGGAUUAAAAAGUAUCACUUUGAUUAAAUGUAGAUCUUAUUGUAAGAUGUGUUAUUAAUUGAGAUGGGGCUUUACCAAAGAGGGGAAGAUUUUUUUAUGCACAGAGACUGUUAUAAUAAAAAAUAAUUGUUUAUCUAACAGUGUGUAUAUAUAUUACUAUUUGUUCAUGUAUUUAUUAUAUUACAAAUUUAAAAUCUAGUAUUAUAUAUCCUAUUUAAACCUGUAUAAAAUAAAGUUGACUUCAUUGACCUGAAGAUUAGCAGGUCUUCGAUUGUAUCAUAA